Messenger RNA from Diatraea saccharalis (sugarcane borer), 1464 nucleotides. NCBI's taxonomy places the organism in Eukaryota, Metazoa, Arthropoda, Insecta, Lepidoptera, Crambidae. The record is from the annotation of a GenBank genome assembly.
AUGUUUCUUUGUUUUGCAACAGAUAUACCAUCUGCAUCUUAUGCUGUGGAGAAAAUUCCUGUGGCUAACAUUGCAGAAUUUUGUUAUAGUCAAGCGCAAGCUGAAGGAAUGAUGAAACUCACUAACGACAGAUUCAAACAAUUACUUCCAACUGAAAUUAGCAGGCUAAAACGAGGACUAAUAAAUCCCUUAGGCUCACUCGUAAAAUUUAUAACCGGUAACCUAGAUAAUGACGAUGCAUUAAAAUAUGAAGAAAUGAUUACAGAUAUAAAAAACAAACAAGACUUAAUUUCAAAAAAGGUAACUAUUGUCUCCAAAAUGGCGGGUAUAUUAGCUAAUUUUACACGAGCUACUCAGAGUAAUCUCAUCCAAUUACAUGAUGAAAUAGCCCAAAUUAACGAGGAAAUAAAAAAUAUUAAUAUAGACAGAUUGGAAAGUAAAUUGAUAAAAAUACUUACUAUAUUCUUUAAUAACUUUUUAUCCAUAUUCAUACAAUUGGAUGAAAUUGAGACAGCCGUUGCAUUUAGUCGUGUAAAGGUAUUGCAUCAGUCCAUUAUAGAUAAUAAGGAAUUGUUGAAUGUAUUAAAGGAAAUAGAAAAAACUGAUAAACUUGUUUUUCCAGCAAAACUUCAAAAUCUUGUUAAAAUAGAGCCAACUAUUGAAUUACAUGCUUAUUUCAAGGAGAGACGAAUAACGUUCAUAAUGCGUGUUCCUUUAAUAGCGCCAGACAUUUAUAAUUAUUAUAAAGUUUUACCCCUACCUGUACUGAAUGUCUAUAAUAUAACCACUCUUAUCCCUCCUAAAUAUCCUUACCUACUCGUGAAAGAGGUUAAAACUCAAUCACUUACUCACCCUUGUCAAGAAAUUGAUGAAUCAAUGUAUCUAUGCUACGAGGACGACAUAACUUCACAUAUCGAAGAUAACUGCGUUACCAGCCUUCUGAAAUUUGAAACAAACUCUAGCACCUGUCAUCCAAUUGCCGUGGAAAUCAAUUCACUGCAGCUGAGAUCAAUAUACGAAAAUCGUUGGAUAAUCUACACCAAUAAACCAGUAAUUCUGAAAGAAACAUGCAAAGGCGAAGUAACACGUCAAAAUCUCUUCGGUACUUAUUUACUGGAAAUGGAUGGAAAAUGUCUAGUUACAAUUCAAGAUAUUCAAUUGAAAAUUAGGCACACUAAAGAAACGGAUAUAAGGUUCCACAAAUCAAUUAAAAUCAGCUUACCUGAAUUACCACAACAGGCUCCUGCAGACGAAAAACCUAUCAAUUUAGAUAACAUAGACAUGGAAAAUCUACAACUUUUAUCAUACGCAUUGAAGAAAAAUAGUGAAAGUGAAAUUAUUGAAAGUGUUACAGUGAAAAGUUAUGGCAAGAGCAAUUUUAUUCGCCGCGAUAGAGGAGGAGCAGUUAAAACAUCGCUCCCGCCUAGAAAGGAGACUGCUUCGGGAGGAAAGUCGCCCUUUUGA